Ostreococcus tauri is the source of this 1911-nucleotide messenger RNA. Its product is annotated as unnamed product. The record is from RefSeq and is a predicted model, not a curated record. The coding region runs from base 1 to 1911 and encodes 636 amino acids. NCBI's taxonomy places the organism in Eukaryota, Viridiplantae, Chlorophyta, Mamiellophyceae, Mamiellales, Bathycoccaceae. The transcript has a single exon.
AUGGGGAACAACCCCGAUGAAGUGUUCAUGCGAUUCUUUCGCGAUAUGGAAGAGCGCCGAGUGCUGUACGAUAUUGAUUACGCCGACAUGUGCGAUUGCCCGGAAUGUGAAGCCGAGCGCGCCGUGUGCGAUUGCGAGGAAUGUGAAGCCGAGCGCGCCGACAUGUGCGAUUGCCCGGAAUGUCGAGCCGGGCGCAUCCCCGAAGUUCUGGCGUACAGUCCGAAGUAUGAGCCCAAGCGCCCGCGCGCUGGCACCGGGAAGGGCGCGAGGAAGGGUAAAGGAAGCACGUCCGGCGAGGCCGCCUCCUCGGAGGUCGCCGAGACGUCAAAGGCAACGAAGACCUCGAGUGCGUCGGAGUGUCCGAGAGACAGAAAAUGUAAGUCGCGUUGGGACGCGUUUCAGAAUCGGUGCGCGGUGUGCGCGAGGAGGAUGAAAGAGUCGAAGGGCGGCACGCUGUGGUCGGCCUAUCGGAGCAAGGCGUACGUGAAGGAUACGACGAACAAGAUUUUGGAUAUGCUCAGCUGGGCGUCUACCGAGAAACUAUACGUUAGAAUUAGUCUCAAAUGGUUUGAUGCGGCCUUCAUGGAGGGAGAUGUGGUGGUUUUCAUCAAUUUGAUGGAGGCACAUGCGCGUGGAAUAGCGGCGACGCAAGGAAGGAGCGCGAGGAAGGUAGAAAAAUAUUUGAUGGAGAAGAGUAAGAUGGCGGAAGAACUGAUCAAUAGGUACUUCGAAAAACCGGGAAGUGCCAGGAAGGUACAGUUUCCACCGAAUCUGCUUCCAUUCAUCGAUUUUCUGAUUCAGAGUUAUGUUACAAGUGAUCCGAGAGAGGCAGAGAUGAAAACCAUUUGGUUCCUGGAUGGUUACGGUGUCCAGAUUUCUCGUGCUAUUUUCCAAAAUCGUGAUUCGUAUCGCACUGAAGAGGAGGUCGUAGAGGUGUGGAGGUUACUGGAUAAAUAUAAAGCAGAAGGCAUCCAGUCGAAUGAUGAUGUGUGGGGCCUCCUCAAAGGCGCUGAAAUGGCUUUUAAGUUCGGAAUAAUUUCCCUUUUCGAACGUUUUUGCACCGAAAUCAUGAAGGUCUCGAUUCAAGCUGACCAAAAGAAAGUAGUGUUCUCUAUCCUUUACAUGUUAGCGCGCAGCCUGGGCGAUUUUGCGCCAGGUUGUUUUCCGGAACAAAGCGCAGGAGAGUUUCUGGAGGAGCACACGCCAUGCAAAUACUUUGAAGCGGUCAAGAGCCGUCUCAAAGAUGAAGAAGAUUUUCAUACUAUCCGCAAUUUAUUUGUCGAGUCUAUCAUACGGCUCAUAUCCACCGCGACGCGGGGUGGAAUCACGGAGAGGCGGGGCUUCGAAAUUCUUGACUGGAUGCGUCAAGCAAAGUUUAAGUUUGACAAUCGUCACAUGGACAUAGCGUUCACUUGCUUGAGCGAAUCGGUUGUCGCGUACUUUCACGAAGUAGCCGGUGUCGGUUUUGGUGACCAUGCCUGGUACUACAUGCAGAAGACCAUGGAAGGAUUGCGCAUUAGCAUGUUUGAUUAUCUCAUUGAGAAGGGAGCCAUUGGGGAGAAGCCCGACGUAAAUAGAUUAAAGACACUUCUCUUGGACAUGUGCGAGAACGGUCAGAACAUCAAACGGAUUGCUUUUGAUGAAAACGUCGAGGAGCAACUUGCUUUAUUCGUGGAAGCUAUCGAACAACUCACGGAUACGAGCGAAGAGGACAAGGAAACCCUCAGACACAUUCACGAUCUUUUUGACGAACACAAAGAAUCAAUGUCUGAGGGCGUGUACAUCAAGGUGAUGCAAUUUAUUCAGCGGGCGCACGAUGAGGCCGAGGAUGUCAGAGAGGACGAUGAACUGCGACGCAAAAUCGAACAAGUUAUCGCAGACAGGUUGGCCGUAUUGAUCGACCUCGAUUAA